GCCUUGUAGAUAGAGAUCUACAGAGUGCGGACCUUUCUGCAACUUCACAUUUUGCGGGGUUGCAGCUUCAAAUUUCCCUCCAUAUACUCAUCCAGCUUAGUUCGAAGGAGAGAAAUUGGCAGGUGGGAAUGACUAUGAAAUGGGGGUUGCUGCUAAUGGUGUUCCUGCUAAGCUGUGAGCUGACUCGCUCUACUGUAACCUAUGAUAGCAAGGCCAUUAUUAUCAACGGAGAAAGAAGGCUGCUUUUUUCUGGCUCCAUUCACUACCCAAGAAGCACCCCGGAGAUGUGGGAAGAUCUCAUACACAAGGCUAAAGAAGGAGGAUUAGAUGUGAUUGAGACCUAUGUGUUUUGGAACGUCCACGAGCCUUCUCCUGGCAAUUACAACUUUGAAGGGAGAUAUGAUUUGGUAAGGUUUGUGAAGACAAUUCAGAAAGCAGGGCUUUAUGCUCAUCUUCGCAUAGGGCCUUACAUAUGUGGAGAGUGGAAUUUUGGAGGGUUCCCAGUUUGGCUGAAGUUUGUUCCUGGAAUUAGCUUCAGAGCAGAUAAUGAGCCCUUCAAGAUGGCCAUGAAAGGUUUUACAGGAAAAAUUGUAAACUUGAUGAAAAGCCACAAUUUGUAUGAGUCUCAGGGUGGCCCAAUUAUACUGUCCCAGAUUGAGAAUGAAUAUGGACAGCAAGCAAAAAUGCUUGGGGCCUCAGGGUAUAAUUAUGUCACAUGGGCUGCUAAAAUGGCUGUUGAAAUGGGCACUGGGGUCCCUUGGGUUAUGUGCAAAGAAGAAGAUGCCCCAGAUCCUGUGAUUAACACAUGCAAUGGUUUCUACUGUGAUAAGUUCUCUCCCAACCAACCAUACAAGCCAACAAUUUGGACAGAGGCGUGGAGUGGCUGGUUUUCCGAAUUUGGAGGUCCCAAUUAUGAGAGGCCAGUUCAGGAUUUGGCAUUUGCAGUUGCUAAAUUCAUACAAAAAGGAGGUUCAUUUGUCAACUACUACAUGUACCACGGAGGCACCAACUUUGGACGCUCUGCCGGAGGCCCUUUCGUAACCACUAGCUAUGACUAUGAUGCUCCCCUUGAUGAGUACGGUUUGAUCAGACAACCAAAAUAUGACCAUUUGAAAGAGCUUCAUCGGGCCGUGAAGCUAUGCGAGAAGGCUAUAGUGUCAACAGAUCCUUCCACAACUUCCUUGGGAAGCCAUCAACAGGCAUACACAUACUCUUCUGGGAAUGGAGAAUGUGCAUCUUUUCUCUCAAACUAUGACACACAUUCUGCGGCAAGAGUGAUGUUUAAUAACAUGCACUAUAAUUUGCCUCCUUGGUCCAUCAGCAUCCUCCCAGACUGCAAGAAUGUAGUGUUCAACACAGCAAAAGUUGGAGUUCAGACAUCACAAAUGGAAAUGCUGCCAACUAAUUCAGAGAUGUACUCAUGGGAAACAUACAGCGAAGAUAUUUAUGCAUUGGGUGAAAGCUCAUCAUUUACAGCUUUUGGUCUCUUGGAGCAAAUCAAUGUCACUAGGGACACAAGUGAUUAUUUAUGGUAUCAGACAAAUGUUGAAAUAGGUUCAACUGAGUCCUUCCUUCAUGACGGGCAACUCCCAACAUUAAUAGUUCAGUCAUCUGGUCAUGCACUUCAUGUUUUUGUCAAUGGACAGCUGUCAGGUUCUGCAUUUGGUACAAGGCAGAACAGGAGAUUGACCUUUAAAGGAAAGGUCAACCUCCGAGCUGGGACCAACAAAAUAGCAUUGCUCAGUGUGGCUGUUGGACUGCAGAAUGUGGGAGGGCAUUUCGAAACAUGGAACACAGGAAUUUUGGGUCCAGUUGCACUUGAAGGGCUCGAUCAUGGAAAGUGGGACUUGUCAUGGGCAAAAUGGACCUAUCAGGUCGGUCUUAAAGGGGAGUACAUGAAUCUCAUGUCUACCAAUGGUAUGGGUGGUGACUGGAUGCAGGGUUCAUUGGUUGCACAGAGACAGCAGCCCUUAACGUGGCAUAAGGCUAAUUUCAAUGCGCCAGAUGGAGAUGAACCUUUAGCAUUGGACAUGACUAGCAUGGGAAAAGGUCAAAUAUGGAUUAAUGGCCAGAAUCUUGGUAGAUAUUGGACUGCUUAUGCAUCUGGGAAGUGCACGGGAUGCAAUUAUGUGGGACCAUUUAAGCCUCAAAAGUGCCAGCUUGGCUGUGGUCAACCAACUCAACGUUGGUACCAUGUGCCUAGGUCUUGGCUGAAACCAUCAGAAAAUCUGUUGGUCCUUUUUGAAGAACUUGGAGGAGAUCCAACAAGGAUAUCUGUUGUGAAGAGAUCAGUGUCCACUGUGUGUGCUGAUGUUGGUGAGAUUCACCCAAGCAUUAAGAAUUGGGAGAUUGAAAGCUUCGGUGGGCCCAAGGAGCCACCCAAACCAAAAGUCCACCUCCACUGUGGUCCUGGUCAAUCCAUUUCCUCCAUAAAGUUUGCAAGCUUUGGGACUCCCCUGGGAACCUGUGGGACCUUCCAGCAAGGCCCCUGCCACGCUCUUAGCUCAUACUCUGUCUUGGAAAAGCGCUGUAUUGGUCAAAAAAGGUGUUCUGUAGCAAUAUCAAAUACUAACUUUGGAGAUCCAUGCCCAAAUGUAGUGAAGCGUUUGACUGUUGAAGCAACCUGCGCCCCUUCUCAAUGGAAUUGAUGGAAAUUGGUAAAAUAGCCCACAAGGGACUUGAUCAAUUCACUGAAUGAAAGAAGGGACACAGUAGAAAGAAUAAUAAUUAGCACGGCUGAUGGAGUGAUUUAUUAUUGUUUAUUGAGUGUAAAAGUGUAAAAGUGUAAAAGGUAGGUAGUGUAUAAUUUAGAGGUGCCAAAGGGUCCUAUUACUUCUUUGAAAUACAAGGUGAGUGCAUAUUCUCGACGGUUUCUGGGAAUGAGAUAUAUCAUGACUACUCCGGUCCAUAUCCGUUAUUAACUGGAAGUGAUGACCGGAUGAGUUGCAUUGUCUUAUUGAGUCAACACACUGAUAGAUUAUGUGAAUCUGGGGAGAUUAAACCCCGCUCCUCUUAGGUUCAUGUUAAAAAUGGAUCCCAGCGUGUCCCUAUCCAUACUUUGUACUGCUUUAGACUUCAUUCAUUUGUGUAGUUUGUUGAAAUGGAAAUUUGCAUUU
This is a messenger RNA of Cuscuta europaea, 3116 nucleotides long. NCBI's taxonomy places the organism in Eukaryota, Viridiplantae, Streptophyta, Magnoliopsida, Solanales, Convolvulaceae. The record is from the annotation of a GenBank genome assembly.